CUAGAGAGAUUUAGGAGGAGACAAUUCAACCCCUUCCUUUUAAAAAAGAAGUUGAGACUUUAAAAAGUAAUUGAUAUAAAUAAGAUCACAGGGUUUCUUAGUAUAAGAGUUAGAACUUGAAUCCAGAUCUCACUGUAAGUUUAGUGCUUUUUUCACCAUAGCUUCUCUUCAUUUCCCCAAAGUGUAUACAUUUCCACCCCAUCUCUCAACUAAGAAGAAGGUGAACACAUACUUCUACCUCUUCAUAUGGGCAUACAAAACAUGCACAUGAUUAUUUAGGGCCAUACUCAUAUGUAGAUUUGAAAACAUCUCAAUCCAAAACCUCUGGAUCUGCUGCUUCUGAAACACUUUCCCUUAUCACAAACUACCCAGUUUCUUUCUCAUCCCCUAAGCACAACACUGGAAGCUUGAAUUUUUAGCAGGAAUAUGUUAUUUCAGGUUUCCAUGAUGUUUGAAGACAUAGCAAUAUAUCUCACUCAGGAGGAGUGGAGCCUUCUGCACCCUGCUCAGAGAGAUCUCUACAAGAAUGUGAUGAUGGAAAAUUAUGGAAAUAUAGUCUCCUUAGGAUUUCUAAUAUCCAAACCUGAUGUGAUCUCUCAACUAGAACAAGGAGAAGAGCCGUGGGUCCUGCACAUGCAGGAAACUCAGGGGAGAAAAGUCCUGAGAAAUGACAAUUCAGGCUUCGAGCUGCAAACUUCCAACAUCUCCUGCGACCCGAGAAUCCUGAGACAACUGAUGGGCAAACUCAACAUCCACUGGAUGCUGCAGCUGCUGUUUUCAAAUCGCGUUUCUCUCUUCCAAGCAUGACAUCCUUCCUACCCUUCCCCCCCAAUUAGGGCUAGCUCUACAACCACUCUCAGCAGGAAGUAGCUAUUGAAGAUCUGAGACCCUCUAUCCUUUUCCCAAAAGAAUUUGUGCUUACUGCUUGAGUGGGGAGAUGAUGAGAAUAAACUCUGUAUGACCUGAGUGAGCCCUGUAAAAUUAUGUAAAAUCACCAAAAAUGUCUCCUUUGAUCUACAAACCCAAAUGGUCUUGCAUCCUCUGGGAGCAAGAUAAGCUUUCCUGGGGAAGUCACAACUCCAGGCAAGAUUUCACAUUUACCUGAGACUUCCCUUAGAUUCAUGCAUAAAAUGGGUCUUCAGAAAAUUACUCUUUGCAGAUCACCUCUUUCUUGAGAAUGAUAUCCCUCUUGGUG
Molecule: messenger RNA, 1195 nt
Organism: Antechinus flavipes (yellow-footed antechinus)
Lineage: Eukaryota; Metazoa; Chordata; Mammalia; Dasyuromorphia; Dasyuridae
Product: zinc finger protein 250-like
Exons: 3
Coding region: 427-807 (126 amino acids)
Biological process (GO): regulation of DNA-templated transcription
Source: RefSeq, a predicted model, not a curated record